GGGGAUGAGAGACCUGGGGCAAAGAAGGAGAGGUUUGGUCAGAAAUGGGGGCACAGGCACCGUCCAUUCAUCUGCACCCGCUGGCUGCGGGCGAACCCCGGCACGUCCCGUCCCUGUGAACGCAGACCGGACUGUGACGGGGAUGUUGUUCCCUCUCAGGCCGUGGCAGGAGGAGGAGGAGGAGCAGGAGAUGAGCCAGCAUGUCUGAGGGCAGCAGGGGCAGCUCGCUGGCCUUUGGCCAGGUGGUCAUCGGCCCGCCGGGCUCCGGGAAGACGACCUACUGCCACGCCAUGAGCGCCUUCCUGGGUCAGCUGGGCCGCAGCGUGGCCGUGGUCAACCUGGACCCCGCCAACGAGGCGCUGCCCUGCCCCUGCGCCCUGGACAUCGCCGAGCUCGUCACCCUGCCCGACGUCAUGGCCAGCCUGGGGCUGGGCCCCAACGGGGGCCUCAUCUACUGCAUGGAGUACCUGGAGGCCAACGCGGACUGGCUGCGGGACAGGCUGCAGCAGCUCAGGGGACACUACGUCCUCUUCGACUGCCCCGGGCAGGUGGAGCUCUACACCCACCACCAGGCCCUGAAGAAUGUCUUUGCCCAGCUGGCCAAGUGGAAUUUCAGGCUGGCUGCCGUGCACCUGGUGGAUUCCCACUACUGCACAGACCCUGGGAAGUUCAUCUCCGUGCUCUGCACCUCCCUGUCCACCAUGCUGCACGUGGAGCUGCCCCACGUCAACGUCCUCUCCAAGAUGGACCUGAUCGAGCAGUACGGGAGGCUGGCUUUCAACCUGGAUUAUUACACCGAGGUCCUGGACCUCUCUUACCUCGUUGACCAUUUGGCCUCCGAUCCCUUCUUCAGGAAUUUCCGCCGCCUCAACGAGAAGCUGGUGGAGGUGAUCGAGGACUACAGCCUGGUGUCCUUCGUGCCACUCAACGUCCAGGACAAGCAGAGCAUGCGGCAGGUGAUGCAGGCCGUGGACAAGGCCAAUGGAUAUUCCUUCGGGGACCAGGAGCACCGGAGCCUGGAGGCGCUGAUGUCGGCAGCUGUGGGGGCCGAUUUCCACUUCUCUUCCACCCUGGCGGUGCAGGAGAAGUAUGUGCAAUCUCAGGACAAAGCCGUGGAAGAGGAGGUGAUGGAUCUGUGACACGCCCUUCCCCGCUCCUCUGUUUUGACACCUCUCCUUUUCCUAUCCAGAGCUCCAGCUGCGACUCAGAGCAACUGAAAGCCUUUCCAGGCAUUGUCUGGACUCCCUCUCUGGGUGGGUUUGACCUCCGAAGCUUCAGGCCUGCUGCCCAGAGUGGGGAUUUGGCAGAAGGGAGGUGGCUGAGGGUCUUCCCUUAGGAACGGAGAGACUGAGCCAGGGAAGGCAGGGAGAGUAAGGAAAAGAAGCGAGAUAAAGCCUCCUCCAUCAUGACCAGGAGAGCUCCAGAGACAGAAAAGUCAGCUGGAGCUGCCUCCUGUGCAGUGAGAGUUGAGGCAGCAGUCCUGGCUUUGCUGCAGGAGGAGCGUGCACGGGCCCCAUGCUCCCAGGGGAAUCCAGGCCGAGACGCCUCCGCGCCGUCUGAAGGACAGAAAGGCGUUUGUUUUUCUUUUUCUUAGAAAUAAUGAUGGACUCUUUCUUAAUAAAAUACUCCUCGGUCUCACUUUCA
Messenger RNA from Hirundo rustica (Barn swallow), 1644 nucleotides. It is a transcript of the gene GPN2, whose product is annotated as GPN-loop GTPase 2. The record is from RefSeq and is a predicted model, not a curated record. Gene Ontology annotation, cellular component: cytoplasm. NCBI's taxonomy places the organism in Eukaryota, Metazoa, Chordata, Aves, Passeriformes, Hirundinidae. Bases 201 to 1139 code for a protein of 312 amino acids. Gene Ontology annotation, molecular function: GTPase activity. The transcript is spliced from 5 exons.